Messenger RNA from Closterium sp. NIES-65, 3486 nucleotides. NCBI's taxonomy places the organism in Eukaryota, Viridiplantae, Streptophyta, Zygnematophyceae, Desmidiales, Closteriaceae. The record is from the annotation of a GenBank genome assembly.
AUGUGCCAGCCUAAGUUUCUUCCGGAGCCGGAGGCCCCUACCGUGGGCUAUGGAAGCAGGGUCCGGCUUCCAACGGGCAACCGCUCGCGAACCAUUUCCCUGCAGGAGCUCAUGGAGCAUUUUCACCUUCCGAUAAACGAAGCUGCUUGCAAGUUGGGCGUUUGUGUCACCGUGUUGAAGCAGCAAUGUCGUGAACACGGAAUUCAGAGGUGGCCUUUUCGGAAGGUUCGCAAGCUAGACAACAUGCUUCACGCUUUAGAAAAUUCCACACCUCCCGAGCGUCUGCGGCCAUUCGCGCUUACGAACGGUGAAGAAGAGAGUUUCUCCCCUGCUUUUGACCACAUGACUAGCCAGUGGUCUUUAUCCCUUUCUAAUAAAUAUGAAGGAUCGACGGCAUCGGCGGGCGAUGGCAGGUUCGUCCCAAAUCCGUUCCAGUACAAUGCGCGGGUGGCGUCGGCGCUGGUACCGUGCGUGCUGGUGCUGCUGGGCGCGGGAGGGCCCGUGGUGGUUGGCACGCUGGUGGCGGGGCUCAUGCUCUCGUACGUGCUCGACGCGCUGCAGCUCAAAACCGCCGCGUUCGUCGCAAUCUGGACGGCAUUCUUCUCCACCGCCGCCGCCAUCGCGUUCUCGGGGGUCGGCUUCGCGCCACACGUGCCCGUGCCACUGUCGCUGCUGGUGCUGCUGUCGUCCGUGAACCUCGUGUUCCUGUGCGGCGUGUGGGUGUCGCUGCAGUUCCGAUGGCUGCAUCUCGAGCACCCCUUCGUCGUCCUCACACUCGAACGACUGCUCUUCGCCUGCACGCCCCUCACCGCCGUCGCCAUCGUCACCUGGGGGCUAGUCGCCUCCGUGGGGAUCGUCUACGCGCCGUAUUACCUCGUGCCCGUGCUGUUCGCGCUCUUCUGGCUCUUCUCCCUCCCCGCUCCCUCCUCCUUCCGCGCCGCGAAGCACCAUCCGCGGCUCCGUGCGAAGGAAUCUGACGACGUGUUCAUUCUCGGGUCGCUGGAGAGCGCGAUUCACGCGGCCGUACUGCUGUUCCUGCCAUUGAGCUUCCACAUGGCGGUGCAUCGCAACCGUUGGAUGGAGUCAGCGGGUGAUAUCUGCGAUGAUCUGCUGCUCUUCUUCCUGCCCGUGCUCUUCCUGCUCGUCGCGUCCACCCGAGGCGCGCUGCACUGGCUCGUCCGCGACCACUCCAAGCUGCAACACGUGCGUGUGGUGAACGGGGCAUUCGCACUGGCAGUGGUGCUGGUGUGCGGGGAGGUGCGGGUCAUCUUCCCGUCCUUCGCGCACUACAUCCACUUCCCGCCGCCCCUCAACUACAUCCUCGUCACGCUCGCCCUCUUUGGUCUCACCUUUGGCUUUGCUGCACACAUGCUGGGGCUCAUUACAGGGCUUGUGGGCACGUCCGUGCUCAUGACUGUGCUGCUCGUCUCCUCAGUUGCUGCAUCCCUCGUGCUUGGCAUGCCCCUCACUAUGCUCCCAGCGCCCGCCAUAGCAGCAGUGUACCUGGCACACUUCCACUCCUCCCGUUCCCUGACCUCCUACCUCAUAUUCGCAGCAGCAGCAGCCAUCGCUGCCACCUGGUUCGUGCUCGACCACUUCUUCUUCCUCGCCCUCUCCGUCGCGGGCGUGCCGCUGCGCUCCAUCUGCCAGGGGAUGCUCGCUGCGCUGCUGCUCGCACUGCUCGUGCCCGCCGCCACGCUGCUGCAUCGGCCGCAGAGGGUGACUGGGGUGCUGGUGGUGCUGCAGGCGCUGCUGUUCGCAUGCGCUGGGAGGUCUGCUGCGCUGCUGCAUUGCCUGCAGCGGGUUGCUGGGUGGGGUGCUGGUGGUGCUACAGGCGCUGCUGAUCGCAUGAGCCUGCUAUACAACGGGGACGGGCGGGCGGAGGAGGGCGUGUAUCCGAGCUUCCUGGUGGUAACCACCACGGUGGCAGGGCUGGCAGCGGUGCAGCGGUUACACGCGGAGCACAAGAUAGGGGCGGUGGCGGAGUGGGUGGGGUCGUGUGUGUACCUGGCCAAGCUGCCCAUGCUCGCUGUGUCAUCCCCUGGCGCCACACUCUCCUCCCUGCUGCUUCUGCUUGCUGUCACCCCGCCCUUCUUCCUCUACCGGGACAAGGCCCAUGCGCGCUCGCGCAUGCGCCCGGGAAUGGCGGUGGUGCAUGCAGCAGCGGCAGUGGCAGCAGUGGUGCAUGCGCGCUUCAUGCUAUUCGACAUCGCCGUGUCCCUCACGGGCCACCGCCCCUCCCACGCUCUGCUCAUUGGCGCUCUGCUGCUCGCUGCCAUUGCUGCGUGCCUGCCCAUCCUCCUCCUCCACUUUCCCCACUCCAUGGUGAGUAGUGAACGCAUGUCACACGCCUCUCUCCGCAUGGUACAUACCGCUCUGUGCCUAUUCAGCAUUCACCUGCACACCACCCUCAAUCGCCCACACACUUCUUCUUUCCUUCCCGUGCCACUCCAUCCGUUGCUUGACACCACAUUCUCAACCCAGAUUACAUGCACCGUCUCUCAUCCCUCCCAUCCGCCCCCUUUUCCUGGAUUCAUCCAUCGCCUUCACUCUCUCCUACUCACAACACCCUCUUUCCCUUUCACCCCCUUCCCCAUCCCCACCCCUCCCUCACACCUCUCCCCCCACUUCUCCCAGCCUGCAAGGCGAGCAGCAGCACUAGCAGCAGCGGGGGCAGCGCUCUUCAUGUGCCUGCAGCCGCCCCUCCCCCCGGCAUGGCGCACGCUGUGGGACUCGGCGCACUUCCCCGAUGAGGACGACCCCAACGACUCCACCAUCUACGCCCUCCCCACACACGGCCCCCUAUGGCUCUAUCUGCACGAUAACCUCUCACUUGCAUUCCCUUUCCCCCUCACCCCUCUCCCCUCUCCCCCGGCCCCCUCCCCCGCCUCCCCCCCUCAGUCUGCAAGGCGAGCAGCAGCGCUGGCAGCAGCGGGAGCAGCGCUCUUCAUGUGCGUGCAACCCCCACUCCCCCCCGCAUGGCGCGCUCUCUGGGACUCGGCACACUUCCCCGACGAGGAUGACCCCGACGAUUCGACCAUCUACGCCCUCCCCACGCACGGCCCCCUCUGGCCCGCCUGGCUGCUCCUCUCCCUCAUCCUCUCCGGUCUAGCUGCUUUCCUCCGCGCGAUCCCCAUAGGGGAGGUGGAGGCGGUGCAGGUGGGGUACGCAGUAGGCAUGGGUGUGGCUACUGGUGUGUAUCUGCAGGCAGAGUUCUUCCUCUUCCUGCCGCUGCUACCGCGAGCUCUCCUCUUCCUGGCGGCCAUAGCAGGGGCGCUGUUUCUCAUGCUGGCUCAUCGGCCGCCCUCGUGGAUCGCACCCCACUCGCCGCUGCUGCCGGGGCUGUUUGCGGUGCAGGCGGCGCUGCUGCCGCUCACGUACCUGGCUGUGGGGAGGGCGGCAGUGGUGGAGGUGCAGGGGGAGGGGGAGGCGGGCCAGGAGUAUGACUUGUAUGAUGACACGCGGCGACAGGUGAGGGGUUCGUGA